Helianthus annuus (common sunflower) is the source of this 1068-nucleotide messenger RNA. Its product is annotated as glutathione S-transferase T3-like. The transcript has a single exon. Lineage: Eukaryota; Viridiplantae; Streptophyta; Magnoliopsida; Asterales; Asteraceae. The record is from RefSeq and is a predicted model, not a curated record. Bases 1 to 1068 code for a protein of 355 amino acids.
AUGCCACAGUUUCAACAACCUGCUUUUGAUCCUCAACAAUUUCUUCAAUGGCAACAGCUUCAACAAACCUCUCAAAUGCAACAACCUCAGUUUCAACAAACUCAAGAAGAUCUUGUGGAAUCACCAUCAAAAGCAAAGCCGCAAAAAAAGAAGCCAAGCAAGAUGAUGACUCAGAAGAAUGACGAAAUUUCAACACCAACGAGUCGUCAAAAGUGGCCUCAAAGUGAUGAGGUUUUGCUAGCCCAAGGUGUGAUUUCAACUUCUAUGAAUCCAAUCAUUGGCAACAACCAAAAUGCGGAGGCCUAUUGGGGUAAGAUUGAAAAAUACUACAAUGAAAAUGAACCUGUAGUUCCACGAGAUGCUCACAAUCUACGAACUCAUUGGCAUAUGUUUAAAUGUAAGGUGAAUAGAUUUAAUGAGUUGUAUUUACAAGUCAAGUCUCGUUACAAAAGCGGUUGGUCAGAUGACAAGUACAUCCAAGAGGCUAGACAAUUGUAUAUCAAUGAUCCAUCUAACAAGACUUCUGCUACUUUCACAUACGAACACGUAUGGAAUGUUGUAAAAGAGCAUGGUAAGUACAACUCUGCUACGCAUGUUCAUGGCUUUCAACCCCCUAAAAGAACAAAAUCUAAUAGCUCGAGGGGGUAUACGCGUUCUGCUUCUGAUGCCAACUUUGGUCAAGCUUCUGAAUUCACAAUAUCACUUAAAGAUGUUGAUAAUGAAGACUCUGAAGUUCAAGUUCAGCAGGUUGCUCCAACAUGUCCAACUGGGAGGAACAAGGCCAAAGCCAAGCUAAAAGGCAAAGCAGGAAUAGAGUCGUCUGAAUACGACAUGAGGAAGCUAAAGCUUAUUGAUGAGAUAUCCUCGACCAAUCGUGCUAAGAAUGAAGCGAUCACCAAAUUCGAGCAUAGAAUCGAUAAAUUCUAUGAAAUUGAGCAAAAGAAGCUCGAGAUGAAACAGAAAAAAAUGCUCUUACUUGACACCACUAACAUGAAUCCAGAUCAACAAGCCGAACACGAGGCAAUGUGCGCUGAAAUCCGUGAGAAAUACGGCUACAAUCGUAUUUAA